AUGGCCUGGAGUUUCUGUGGGAAAGCCCAGCUCGGGGGACUGCUCCUCUCUCUCCUCGGCUGGGUCUGUUCAUGUGUGACCACCGCCCUGCCCCAGUGGAAGACCAUCAAUCUGGAUCUGAACGAAAUGGAAACAUGGAUCCUGGGACUUUGGGAGGUCUGAGUGAACCAGGAGGAAGUUGCCACUGUGUGCCGGGCCUUGGAGUCCUUCUUAUCUCUGUCCCAGGGGCUCCAGAUAUCCCACGCUGGGCUGGGAUUAUUGGGGCUUCUGCUCUCUGGCUUUGAGUCCGAAUGCUGCCAGUUUCACAGGAUCCAAAGGGUAUUUCAGAGGUUGCUUUGCAUUCUAGGAGGGACCGAAGUAUCAGCUUCAGCCACGACCAUCUUUCCAGUCUCCUGGGUGGCCUAUGCCACAAUCCAAGACUUCUGGGAUGACCGCAUCCCUGGGCUUGUGCCUCGGUGGGCGUUUGGAGAUGCCCUCUACUUGGGCUGGGCUGCUGGUAUUUUCUUGGCCCUUGGUGGAUUUCUCCUCAUCUGCUCAGCCUGCCUGGGAAAAGAUGUGCCCUCCUCCCAGGUGGCUGGUCCUAGCCCACUAUACCUCGGCCCAGCAGAAGAGUUUGACGGCUCCUUCCUUCUAAUCCCAAGAUCUAGGAACCUGUUCAUUAGGACCAGCUUCUGCCAAGGAAUCUCUGGAAUAAAGGAAUAUCAGUCGAUUCCUUUCUCUUCCUUACCCUUCAUCGCUCUGUAUUUGUUUGCCCCAUUUGGGGGUGGGGGAGGGAGUUGUCACUGCCCUAAUUGUUAA
This is a messenger RNA of Miniopterus natalensis, 798 nucleotides long. It is a transcript of the gene CLDN25, whose product is annotated as claudin 25. Lineage: Eukaryota; Metazoa; Chordata; Mammalia; Chiroptera; Miniopteridae. Gene Ontology annotation, molecular function: structural molecule activity. Gene Ontology annotation, cellular component: bicellular tight junction; membrane. The record is from RefSeq and is a predicted model, not a curated record.